Saccostrea echinata is the source of this 698-nucleotide messenger RNA. RefSeq lists its product as uncharacterized. The transcript is spliced from 4 exons. NCBI's taxonomy places the organism in Eukaryota, Metazoa, Mollusca, Bivalvia, Ostreida, Ostreidae. The record is from RefSeq and is a predicted model, not a curated record. Bases 108 to 698 code for a protein of 196 amino acids.
AAAAGUUCCAUUUCAAGACAUUUGAAAAACUUACAAUUGUUGGAAGGGAAGGUCUGCAGAUUUAUUUUGAUACGAUAUUCCCAAAACAAGAGCUCAUCAAAAUCAGAAUGUCUGCAAAACCAGACAGAGUGAAGAAAACAUUUCGUCUCAGUGAUGAUCAGUCUGAUCGUUUGUUCCCAGCUGACAAAUCGGACCCAUCAUCUUCCUCAUUUGAUGUGACGAUGAUGUAUCAGAUGCUGCGGAAUCGCACUCCUAGUCUCCCAUCACCCACUAAUGGAUGGGGAAAGACUCCUGAUGUAAACCAUCUAACCCAGGCCGAUGACGUGGAAAGAAUCCGGAUGUACAGAAACCAAGUCGUCCAUGAAAAUGAUGGAACAAGAAAAUUAGAUAAAAAUGAUCUCGAGAAAAAAGGACGAGAUUUGACUCAGGUAAUACUGAGGUUGAGUAAUGGAGCUCUACAAAAUGAGAUCAUAAAGGUGAUGGAACAUACAAAACAAACUGGGUUUGAGAGACGAGGUGUCCUCCUCUCUUUCCAAUUAAUGCAGACCCAGACCUUCUCUCACUACCGCCAGCAGAUCUUGCGUCAGAUCUAUGUGGUAUUUUUUUGUCUCAAUGUCCUAGGAAAUCCGUAUGGCUUCAUCAAAGACAUCACAGAGAGACUUGGGGAACUUUUCUAUGAGCCUCUGCUAGAGAAAUAA